Momordica charantia (bitter melon) is the source of this 1776-nucleotide messenger RNA. Its product is annotated as organic cation/carnitine transporter 4. The record is from RefSeq and is a predicted model, not a curated record. Gene Ontology annotation, cellular component: membrane. NCBI's taxonomy places the organism in Eukaryota, Viridiplantae, Streptophyta, Magnoliopsida, Cucurbitales, Cucurbitaceae. Gene Ontology annotation, molecular function: transmembrane transporter activity. Gene Ontology annotation, biological process: transmembrane transport.
UGCUUGCUUCACAAAUCCAUUCUUCAAAAAAGAGAGCGCCAGAAAAUGCUGUCGUCAGAAUCCGGGAAGCUCCGGGAGCCGCUGGGGUCGGCGCCGGAGAGGGUGACGGUGGACGAAAUGCUGCAGAAAUAUUGCGGGGAGUUCGGGCGGUGGCAAAUAAAUCAGUUUCUUCUGAUCAGUCUGUGUUGGAUCGUCGACGCCUUCCACACAAUGGUCAUCAUCUUUGCCGACUGCGUGCCGGACCGCCGCUGCAUCACCGGUUGCGCCGCCGCCGGAAAUAAUGAUGUGUGUGGGCUUCCUCCCGGAUCGUGGGAGUGGGUCGGCGGCGCCGGCAGCUCCACGGUUUCGGAGUGGGGAUUGAUUUGCGGUGAGAAGUACAAAGUUGGGCUCUCCCAAGCCAUGUUCUUCGUCGGCGGCAUGAUCGGAGACGCCAUAUUUGGGCCACUCUCAGACUCUACCUUUGGGAGAAAACGUUCCCUUGCUGUAGUUUGUACAUUCAAUGCUAUUUUUGGGUGCUUAACUGCAUUCUCUCAGUCGUACUGGACCUACGCCUUCCUCCGGUUCCUCACUGGCGUCACUACCAGCGGCAACGGCCUUUGCGCCUUCGUUCUCACCACCGAACCCAUCGGCCCUUCCAAACGUGGCACUGUCGGAAUGUCCUCCUUCUACUUCUCCUCCGUUGGUAUCGCCAUUCUCGCUGCAAUAGCUUACUUCUUCCAAUCAUGGCGUACACUUUACAUUGUCUCCUCAAUUCCCUCCUUCUUCGUCCUCCUCGUCCUCCCUUUCAUCUCGGAGUCCCCGAGGUGGUAUCUAGUACAUGGAAAGGUGGACAAAGCCAUGAGCGUGAUGACAUCAAUUGCUGAAUCGAAUGGAAAACGUAUUCCAGAUGGAGUGAUGCUGGCGCUCGACAUGGAAGGAAACGACGAUGUUUUGCAGCAAGCGAUCAGGAAGAAGGAAACUACGACGUUAAGUAACCUAAUCGAUGUGAUGAUCCACUCGCCUGUAGCGCGUGGGCGUCUGUUUCUUGCAUCUGGCAUGAGCUUCAUGUGUGCCAUCAUGUACUACGGCCUAAGCUUGAAUGUUGUCAACUUAAGGACAAAUCUCUACCUCACUGUUGUCCUCAAUGCCAUUGCCGAGAUACCAGCAGCGUUGCUUAACAUUUUGGGAAGAAAAGGGGUGGGGAUAUUGACGUUUUGGUUCAGCGGUUUUUUCUGCUUGGUUGGAAGCUUGAUGAGUAGUGAUGGCGGUUGGAAAACGACAAAGACGAUUUGUGGGAUAUUGGGAAUGUUUGGCAUGGCUGGAAACUACAGUCUACUAUAUUUGUAUUGUGCAGAAUUGUUUCCGACUGAGGUACGAAAUACGAUGGUGGGGAUGACGAUGCAGGCAAUUGAAGUGGGAGCCAUUGUAGCACCAUUUUUGGUGCUUUUGGGGGAGAGCUUGCCGCUAAUGGCGUUUGCCGUUUGUGGGAUCGCCGGUGGAGUGAUCGUAAUUUUCACACCGGAGACGUUGAAUAAGCCUUUAUAUGAUACAAUCCUCGGAAUGGAGCGAGGAGAAGCUUGAGAUGAUUAUAUAUGAUGGUAUGUAAUUUAUAUUUUGUUUUCCAUUUUUUUUUUGUCUUUCAAAGAUUGGAAUUGUUUCUUAACUAUUUAAAAUAGACGAGUGAUAGAUAGGUAAGUUAAAAAAGAAAUUGAAUUGAGUUAUGUUCUAGUUAAUCAUGUAAUCCCGGUUUCAAUUUGAACUAAAAAAAAUUAAAACAUGGUUCCAAUUUACAUAUGA